AUGUCUAUCGGUAGAUGCCUUGCCUUUCGAUUUAUUCUGUUGCUUCUGUGGGGAAAUAUUGGGGUGCUUUCCUCUCCGCCGCUCAUCCAAGCCACUGAGACCGUGCUCCAUGCCAGCGGUACUUUGGAGCGUCUGGUGGACGACUUUAUGAGGGCUCCCUGGACGGUGCUCAAUCUGCUGCAGCAUUAUCAUCAAAAUGGUGGAUUUCCCAAUGGGCUGACGGUGCGAGACAGAGAUGCCUUCAACACCAUUUCUUACAGCCUCUUCCAGACAUACGAUGUUCCCAGGAUGUACGGACUCUAUUACGCCAGUGAAGCAGGAAUGUUUGCCGGAUACAGCGGUGGGAAUGCCUCUGCGGGAACCUAUCGUGAGCCUGUCAACAGUGGGUACUCCAUCCAUGACAUGGACAUGCAACAAUACUAUCAUGCAUGUGUGGAUCCAGUGACGGGUGAAGCCACGACAUGCGACAUGGUAGAGGGAACCGAAUACGUUCAGUGUCAAGAGGACUGUGUCUUGGAACCGUGUCACUCGCAGCAGACACCCUGUAAUUCUACAUCCGACUGUCUCCAGCAGCAAAAAUGGUGCCCCAAAUACCAGAUUCAAAAGGCCAGCAACAACGACUUAGGCUUUGUCCCACGCACGUGGUACUGUCAUGGCAUGGACGGAAAGUACACUCAGAAUAUACCAGGCAUCCGUGGCGAUAGUUGCCUGUUUGCCGACGGCAUCACCGUGUAUGCCUACUGCCAGGUUGCCAACAAGACAAUCUGCAAUGACGUCUUUACAGGUGGGUUCCGAUCUUCCGAUUAUGAUCCACGCGUGAGGCCGUGGUACCGGGCCACCCGGCAAAGGCAAAUGCCCACCUGGACUCCACCGUACCGGUUCUCCAAUCAUCUCAACCUGUUGGGGAUCACCUACAGCGAGCCAGUGUACUUGUGGCAAGGGGACAGACACGUGUUUGCGGGAGUCUUUUCGGUGGAUUAUACCCUGGAUAGCUUGUCCGAGCUCCUUGUUGGGAGCGACGGAACGGUAUCUCCAUCGACGACAUUCGUCAUCUUUGAGCAUGCCGAACCCAACUAUUUAAUCGCGUCGUCAAGUGGGCUCAGUCCAACCCGCAACGUGAACGAAAGCCUGCCGUGCACUGCCAACGAAGAAGAGUGCAUGCGGGUGACGAUGAGUGAGGUGACCAAUGAUGCUCUACAAAGGGCCUACAGGCUCCAGAAAGAAGGUGACUUCCCCGACGGACUGGUAGAAUUCAAGAUUUCCAAUCGCCUGGGUGCUGGUCGCGAUGUCUUUGUCUCAAAGUCAUCCGUGGUGUAUCAAACCAAGAACAAAGAAUUGCAAUGGAUACUGUUAGUGGUAUCCCCAGUGGACCACAUUGUGACGACAACAAGUCCACUAUCAACAAACGACACUCUGCUUGCCGUGGUGUGCACCAUUGCCAUUAUUGGAUCCGGUUUGUGCCUCGGAAUGGCAAUUUGGUUCUAUUGGAAACGCAAAUCCCCGGCCGUCAUUCUGACAGAGAGAUGGUUCACGCAGGCCUUUUUGAUUGGAUGCGCCCUCAUGAAUCUCUCCACAUUUGCCUAUUUCUUGGGGGAAGCCACGCAAGAACUUUGCAUGUUGCGAAUGUGGGCAUUCCCGCUAUGCUUCUCAAUGGCAAUUUCACCGUUGUUUGUCAAGACAUAUCGGCUGUUUGUCAUGUCGGGCAAUCCGAACGGGAAUCGCAUGUCCAGUGCCGAGGGUGUAGCCACCAGCAACAGCCGGAGACGCCCCUCCAUUAGCAAUCCAAAUGCUGCGGCUCUGACUUUGCCAAUUGUUCUGAUCCAAUGUGUGAUUUUGGUAGUUUUCAGUUUGAUUGACCCUCCAAAACCAAGAGAUGAUGAUGAGGUUGUGAUGGUUGAGUUUGAAGAUGACGUCGCCACAACGGAGCACCUUGGUUGCCGCACCCGUACAAACGCCUUUUUGUACACUGCCAUGGCAUUCGAUGGUACCCUGGUCUUGAUUGGAUGUGGCUUGGCAUAUGCCACUCGCGACACCGCACGUGGAUGUGGCCAAGCCAAAGAGCUUGCCUUUGCCAUGUACAAUGUUCUUUUCAUUGCCGUCAUUGUCGCCAUCUUGCUCCUGGUCGUUCAUCACACGACCGGAACCGUACUUCUCUUUGUCCUUGGCAUAAACUGCGGUACUGUGUUCAGUUCUGCCGUAUUUGUGCUACCCCGGCUUGUUGGCCCCAUGAACGAAACCUCACAUCGAUCUACCCGAUCGUUCCAUCAAAGAGGGACCAGUGGAUCCUCCAACGAUGUCCCCCCUGAGUGUCAGUCUACGUUCCAUUCAGCAGUGGAUCAUGCCCACGUUGCGAGCUCCAGCAUCUAUCACUCCUGUGUCUUUGGCGAUAAUCCCACGGCACAGCAGCAGAGUGAGGCGCAGAAUGACCACGAUGUUACCGCUAACGCUAACGCUUCCGAUAGCGAGACUGCAGAUGACGAUUUUGUGGAAUUUGAACCAUUUGAACCAGUGCCCACCGUGUUUCCUUAUGACAUACCCCUGGCGACAGACGGUAUCCCCGGCGUUUCCCACAUCCCGACAAUAUCCAUUGGCACCUGUACGACGCGCGAUGCGACACUACCAAGUAAACGCACCAGUGACUCGCGUCAUGUUUCAGCAAACACUGUAUCCCACCCAAGGCAUUCCCACGCUAAGACGAUGCCUGCCCUACAAUCCGCUACCCCACCCACAAGGAGCGAUUCUCCGGGUCCUCGUGUUUCAGAUCUCACCAGCAGCACGCCAUACCCAAGCAGCACACUCAGCCCGAGUGCUUCAGAAGACGGGAAUGUACGGUGA
Molecule: messenger RNA, 2835 nt
Organism: Seminavis robusta
Lineage: Eukaryota; Bacillariophyta; Bacillariophyceae; Naviculales; Naviculaceae
Source: the annotation of a GenBank genome assembly